GCCUUAAAUUCCACAAAUAGGCGUUUCCAUGGUAACAGCACCACCUUUUUCUGUCAAACGUUAUCGUAAAAAGUUUUUUAGUGGAUUAUUGUAGUGUUUUAAUACAAAACUUUUAUUAAAAAUUAGAAACUUUAAUAAUUUGUGACAUCCUUUACACAUAUCGCGCGCGCACGUAUCGAUUUUCAAAUAGUGGAUACAAAAAUGAAGGUUAUAUUGCUCGUUGCAAUUUUAACAUUUUCCACUUGCCAAAGUGCAGUUUUAUUGUGGAGUACCAAUAAAUUGGAAAUUUCGCCUUUCAAUGACUUCAAUGACGAAAAUUUGCAAGAUUUGGUCCAAAAAUUGGGAUUUCCCGAUGUCACAGUCUACAGGAGCAGUCACGAAUUGUUGCCAAAAUUCGAAACUUUAGUGAAGGAAUACCGCAGAGCUUACAAUCCUAAUGGGGACAUCACGACGGAAAAUGCUACAGAAAUUUCAACAGACGAAGACUUUGCACUUAUUGAAGCCAAACAACGAUUGGAUUUGAUGGCCGGAAAUAACACUCUAUCAGUGUUGUAUCUUCCAAGUGAACGUUAUAAAAGGUCUGUUCCCACUACCACUGAGAAUCCCGAUACUUCUAAAGAGCCGGUCCUCUACAAAGGCACCUUGAAGAAGAACAUAUUCACGCUUUUGUACUCUUCUCAUCCCUUAGUAUUGCACCAAGAUGACGGAGCAGAAGAGCCUGUGAGUUUUACCCUUGGGGAGAGUCGGAUGGUAACAGUCGACUCUCCUGGCAAAGACUCCUACACCAAGCUUUACGUCAAAGUCCCGGUCCAAGAUAACAAUUUCGUUAUCUUGCAGUUUUUUUUCUAUUGGUUUAAAACCUACUGGUCCUUGACUUCGGUUAAAGUGUCGACAACUAACGGAAAUUUUUCGACCACUUUGAACAUAACCGAGCCUUUCCUAGUUCCUGCCGGUUUUUCGUACCAUUGUAAUGGUUUAACAACUUUCAAAGAUAACUCAAAGACAGAAUUGCGAAUCUACGAUUUACAAGUGCAGAUUGAUUCGAAAAAUGGCUUGUUUAGUGACGCUUAUGACUGUAUUGAUUUCACAACGGUCCCAAUUUGGUCAGGAUUAUUCGUCACAGGACUCCUAGGAAUCGGGCUUAUUAUCGCCCUGACGGCGAUAAACGACAUCAAAACGAUGGAUAAAUUUGAUAAUUACAAGACCAAACAACUCUCAAUCACAGUUAAUGAAUAAAAUCUUUAAUAAAUAAUUUAACUAUUUACAUAUGAUUGUCGGACGGCACUUGAGACAUAUCUUUAGCUGUUUUUUAAUGAUUUAUGUAAUAAAAAUACAGUCGCAGGUACGAUUAACAAUAAGACGGAAUCAUGAAAUGCGACUGCGAGGUGUGUAGCGGUUGGCCAUCUUUCGGACACACAGUCAAGCUACAAAAAAAUAUAUAACACAAAUCAAGUCAACGUUGUGAAGUACCUCUGUCUGAUUUCCAGAGCGUCAAUUGUUAUUUUUUCGAUAUAUAUUUUUGGGACGGCCAAAAGUCGCCAUGUCAGGGGAUUGAGAUAGCUACUUUGGUACCGCCAUUCGACUUCAACAGCUUUGAUUUUCUUGAUUUCGGAGGUUGGUACCACAGCUGUGUAGAUUUUACCGGGUUCGUGGUACCCACCUUUGUUUAGUGGUACCGUGUGCGAUUUUGGACCUUUACCAUCGGUUGUUUCAUGCAUUGUGAAGAAUAGUUGGCCCACUUCACCGCCAUGUUGGAUACUUUCGCCAGAAUUUGAUAUUUUUACUGUUAUUCUGUAAUGGCCACCUGUAAUAAAUGUGUAAAUAAAAGUAUUCCCUCAGA
Messenger RNA from Tribolium madens (black flour beetle), 1840 nucleotides. Its product is annotated as V-type proton ATPase subunit S1-like. The record is from RefSeq and is a predicted model, not a curated record. The coding region runs from base 202 to 1236 and encodes 344 amino acids. NCBI's taxonomy places the organism in Eukaryota, Metazoa, Arthropoda, Insecta, Coleoptera, Tenebrionidae. The transcript has 2 exons. Gene Ontology annotation, cellular component: proton-transporting V-type ATPase complex.